Messenger RNA from Ilex paraguariensis (yerba mate), 1094 nucleotides. Lineage: Eukaryota; Viridiplantae; Streptophyta; Magnoliopsida; Aquifoliales; Aquifoliaceae. The record is from the annotation of a GenBank genome assembly.
AUGAAAGCUCUGUUGUUCAAGUCGAAGCCCCGGAAGAGGUCGCCGGAGGAGCUCGUGCGUCGUGUACGAGACCUCCUCAUCUCCGUUCAUCGCAACACCGAGACCCGCGAAAGCAAACGUCAAGAAAAGCGUUCUGAAUUGGAGAAACUGAUCAUGGAGAUGAAGAUAGUCCUUUAUGGCGAGGGUCACUGCGAACCCGUUCCGAAGCUUGAUGCAGUCCAUGUGUUUGCGAAUUUACAAAAGCAACAGAUUAAGCCAAGAUCAACAUUGAUUGCCUCUGACUAUUUGGAACAAAAUUUAGAUCUUUUGGACACUUUGGUGAAAGGCUAUGAAGACCCUGAUCUUGCUUUCUGUUAUGGAACAAUUUUGAGAGACUGCACGCGUCAUCAAGUCGUUGCAAAGUAUAUACUCGAUUCAGAGCACAUGAAGGAGUUGUUUGAUUAUAUACAAGACCCAAAUUUUGGGAUAGCAUCAGAUGCAGCAGCAACCUUUAAAGAGCUAUUGACAAGGCACAGAUCAACUGUUGCUGAGUAUCUUUCAAGAAAUUAUGACUGGUUUUUUGGGGAGUACAAUUCCAAGUUGAUGGGUUCUUGCAAUUACAUCACUAGAUGGCACGCCGCCAAGUUGUUGGGGCAGAUAUUGAUGGAUCGUGCAAAUUGUUCAGUGAUGAUGAGAUAUGUAAGCUCAUUGGAUAACAUGAAGAUGGUGAUGAAUUUGCUCAAGGAGUCGAGCAAGAAUAUCCAGUUGGAAGCAUUUAAUCUGUUUAAGCUUUUUGCUGCUAAUCCAAAUAAGCCUCCUGAGAUAGUCAAUGUCCUUGUCGCAAAUAGAACCAAGCUUCUCCAAUUCUUUGGUGGCUUCAGUUUUGAUAAAGAGGAUGAGCAGUUCACAGCAGACAAAGCUAGAGUUGUGGAAGCAAUUUCUACUCUUCAAAGCUUAAAUCGUUCAUGUGGCGCUUUAGACAAACGUGAGAAAAACCUUACUAUGGCAUGCAGUGUAUAGAAAUUCUUUUUGUGAAGUAUCAUUUAUAAUUUCAGGAGAGUAUAGUUCGCAAAUGUAGUGUUUUUUAGUGAGUUCUGGUGAGUUUCUAUCUCCUG